GCAGGCAGGCAGACGGGUUGUGCGCCACCCGGAGCCUGAUGAGACACUUCACCGGGGAGAAAGUACCGGCGCGCUGUGACACGCUUAGCGGCUUCGCUCUGUCACUUUUUGGACGUUUCUGUAUUGGAAACUGGGGGGCUCGGGGCUUGGUGGAUAAACGCACUGUUUUUGGAGAUUAACUGAUGUUGCAUCUCCAUACUGAAUGAGCGCAUAGGGAGCGCAGGAUCCCCCCCCCCACCUCCUCUCAGAAGGUUGGGCUCACCCAGCUAUAGAGAGACCCAGACCUGGGGGAAAAUCCACAUCAAGAUGGAGUUAUUUAUCUUCUGGAGGGCAGUCCUUAUCUUCCUCACGCUUCCCCCUUUCCAGGGUGCAGAGAGUCAGCCUCAGAGUGCAGUGUUCCUGCCAGAGUUCGCCCUGUCCCCUCAGGGCAGCUUCAUGGAGGAUGCUACAGAAGAUCAGUUCCUAACCUACAGAUACGACGACCAGGCGUCCAGGAUGACCCGCUCAGAUGAAGACAGGGACCUGGGCUGGGACGCCUGGGGCACAUGGAGCGAGUGCUCUCGCACCUGCGGAGGAGGAGCGUCCUACUCUCUGCGACGCUGUCUCAACGGAGGAAGCUGUGUUGGCAAAAACAUCCGCUACAGAACCUGCAGCAACAGGGACUGCCCAGCAGAGUCCGGUGAUUUCCGGGCCCAGCAGUGUUCGGCCCACAAUGACAUCAAGUACCAGGGUGUCACCUACGAGUGGUUCCCAUCACCUUAUGACCCGUCAGCACCCUGUGCACUGCGCUGCCAAGCCAAAGGGAGAAGUCUCACUGUUGAACUGGCCCCCAAAGUGCUGGACGGGACACGAUGCCGGGCGGAUGCUUAUGAUAUGUGCAUCAGCGGAGCGUGUCAGGAAGUGGGCUGUGAUCGCCAGCUGGCCAGUGGUGCCAGGGAGGAUAACUGUGGUGUCUGCGGCGGCGACGGCUCCACAUGCCGGCUGGUCAGAGGACAGGCCCUACCCCACCUUACACCAGAACAACCUAUCAAGACAGUGCUGGACAUGCCAAUAGGAAGCCGCUUUCUCAGACUCAAUGCCAAAGGACCUGAUAUUAUAGUUAUCGAAGCCGUCUCUCUUCAGGGGAGGAAGGAGGAGACCACUCUGGUGUCUAGCGGCUCAUAUGUUAUAGGAAACACCUCCCUGGACUUCCAAAGAGGGACAGACCGGCAGACACUCAGGACACACGGCGCACUCAACGCUGAUUACAUUAUCAAGAUGAAGUAUGGAGGCUCCAAGGACACAGUUGUCCAGUUUCUCUUCUACGAGCCAAUCAGGUACCAGUGGAGAGAGACAGACUUCUUUCCCUGCUCAGUCAGCUGUGGAGGAGGCUACCAGCUGAACUCUGCAGAGUGCACAGACAUCCGAUCCAACCAGACCUUGCCUGAGCACCAUUGCAACAGCUAUCCUGAAAACACCAAACCCACACCAAAACUCAAGGAGUGCAACAUGGACCCCUGCCCAGAGAGUGACGGAUUCAAAGAGGUGAUGCCAUAUGACCACUUUCAACCUCUUCCUCGCUGGGAGCAGGGCCCCUGGACCCAGUGCUCAGUGUCCUGUGGCGAAAGCGGUGGCUGGCAGGACCGCAGCGUGAUGUGUGUGGAGGAGGACACCCACGGACAAUUCUCCCAGGUGGAGGAGUGGAAGUGUACCCACUCCCCUCGGCCCACCACCCGACAGACAUGCAACACCUUCGCCUGCCCCCAGUGGGUGGCCAUGGACUGGUCUCAGUGCACGGUGACGUGUGGGCGUGGCCUGCGUUACCGGGUGGUGCUGUGCAUUGACCACCGGGGACAGCACAUCGGAGGCUGCGAAGCGUCACUCAAACCUCAUGUCAAAGAAGACUGUCUGGUCCCAGUCGCCUGCCACAAGCCUCGAGAAUCUCUGCCGGUGGAGGCCAAGGUGCCCUGGUUAAAACAAGCCCACGAACUGGAGGAGCAGCAUACUGCUACAGAGGAGCCCACAUUCGUCCCCGGACCCUGGUCGCCCUGCAGCACCACCUGUGGGCCUGGCAAGCAAACUCGGGAGGUGAAGUGCCAGGUGCUGCUUUCAUUCACCAAGACGGAAGUGGACCUUCCAGAGGAGGAGUGUGGCGAAGAAAGACCCCAGCUGGAGAGGCCGUGCAACCAGGGGCCAUGUGCCGAAGUCCCAGGGGUCUCCGCACACCUCCUGGACCAUGAGACCCCUUACAUGCAGACAGAGGAAGUGUUCAGCUGGGACUACCGGGGCUUCACUGCCUGCUCAGCCACAUGUGCUGCUGGGAAGCAGACAGCAGUUGUGAGGUGUGUUAACAGGAAGCAGGGUGAAGAGGUGGAGGACUCUAUGUGUGAUUCAUCCAGUAGGCCACCAGUGAUGAUCCGCAUCUGUAACCCUGAGCCGUGCCCCCCCAGAUGGGAGGUGACAGCAUGGACCGGCUGCUCUGCGUCCUGUGGCGUGGGCAUCCAGACCAGAAGUGUGUUUUGCAUGCGCCUGUUGUCCGUUGACCAGCAGGAUAUUCUGACUGUUUCAGAGGACGAGUGCAGGGAAUUCAAACCUGCCAUCCUGCAACCCUGCAACCAGCUGGACUGUCCUCCCGCCUGGGACACCGAACCUUGGCAGCAGUGCUCCCAGUCCUGUGGCGGGGGUGUCCAGGUGCGGAAGGUCUACUGUAAGCAGCUUCUGUCCACAGGGGCCUACAGGAGGCUGGUAGACCAGGCUUGCAGGGGGGCCAAACCUGCUACUAACAGAGGCUGCAGCCAAAUCGACUGCCUGCCCUACUUGGCAGGAGGCGAAUGGGGAAAGUGCUCGGUGUCCUGUGGUUUGGGGAUCCAGCGUAGGGAGCCAUCGUGUUCCCAGUUGACAGCCAUGGGGCACCAGGUGACGCUGGCCAGGGAGCUGUGCUCAGGGUUGGCCUCCCCUCCCCUCGUACGAACCUGCCGCAUGAUGGCCUGUCCCAAGCACAAAAAAGAGAUGAGGCCCAAAGAGACCGUGAAGAACCAAGUCAGACAGACGGUGAGACGUCCACCGCAGGCUAGAGGCUAUGAGCCCGGAGUUAAACGGUGUCCAGCGCUCAUGGGUAAGCACCACAUCUAUAUCCAGACCCGCAAGGUGAAGCGCCUCCACCUGACCGUCGGUGGCCACGCCUACCUCCUACCCAACACCUCGCUGGUCAUCAAAUGCCCGGUCAGAAGGUUCCCCAAAACCUAUGUUCGCUGGCUCAAAGACGGACGCCCCCUGCCCAGCUCCAAACGCCUGGGCGUCACCAAAUCCGCCUCUCUGAAGAUUCACUUUCUGGCUGCAGAGGACAUCGGGGUCUACAAGUGUGUGGCUGGACCGGCCUCAAACAUCUUCACCCUGCAGCUGAUAGGUGGUGACAGAAGUUUAACUGGCAGAGAGUUCACUGCCAGUCCCACUCCCAGCAGGGAGGAAAUGCUCCCUAGCUGCCACACGCACUACACAGGCCUGCAGCUGAUGUGGCCGGGGGUCAGUGUGUCUCUGCAGCCCCCUGGUGUCCAGGAGGAGGCCUGGCUGCAGCCACGGCUGAAGGAGAGGCUGAUUAAUAUCACCCAACAGGCUGACAGAGGGGAGAUCCACCAGGAGCAGGCCUCAGAACUCAUCUCCUCACUGCUGAGCCACAUGUCUGCUGGCCAGCUCUGGGCCAGGACUCCACAAGGACCAGGAAAGGCCAAAGACAGACUGGCCAACUGGUCUGAGCGCUCUUCAUUGGAGACGGUUGGGCGUAGAGCAGUGAUCAUCAGACAGCAGCAGAGCCCUCCACUGAGCCCUCAGAAGAACAUCAACAUCAGCAUUGGACACAGCGCCCUCCUGACCAACACCACCCAAUCAGUGACCAUACUUUGUCCUGCACAAGGCCUCCCGCCUCCCAAAAUCAGCUGGACCAAAGAUGGAGCUCCGCUGCAGCACACUAGCAGGAUAUCCUGGGAUAUCUCCGGAGGACUCCACAUCCUUCAGCCCCGAGCGUUUGACAGAGGCCAGUACAAGUGCACAGCUGCCAAUAUACACGGCUCCGAAUCCGAGACAUCUCAGCUGUUAGUGGCAGAGCCUCCAGCCAUUGCAGUGUCAUGGAGGAAUGUUUCCGACCAUGGCUUUGAGUUGAGCCACAGCUUGAGGACCAAGGUGGGGGGACGAGUCAGUGUUCGCCCGGGGGCCAAUCUUACGCUGGACUGCCCCGUCACCGGCGUUCCACAGCCCACAGUGACGUGGAACAGGAAGGAUGGUGUAUUAGAUGCCGGUGCUGUUUCCCUGCCCUCUGGAUCACUGUGGAUCACUAAUGUUUCUCCGAAACACCAAGGCACUUACUCCUGCACCGCCACCAACGCCAUAGGAAGGUCCACUGCUUCUACUGUCCUGCAGGUCUACGGUCCAUACUCUGCUGGAGGAAGCAGGGUUGUCCCAGUCUCACAAGAGCUGAACAGGAGAAGGGUCCUGAUGGCGUCCCACCGGGGAACCAGUGUCUUUAUCAAGCCUGGCCACAUUCUACGUAUAGGCUGUCCUGUCGUUCCUGACCACAAAGUGCCCGUGCGGUGGGACUACAACAGCCAGACCCUGAAGGAGGUUUCAGGUCCAGCCCAGACCCAGACCCAGGUUUUGGGUCUGCAGUACAGGAUGCUGGUGGGAGGCCGUGUGCUUGAAGUCAACACUGUCCAGGGGAAGUUCUCUGGGCGGUAUCGAUGCCAGACCCUAAUCAACAGCACCCGACCCAUGCUGUCUGCCUGGAUACACGUUCACACAGAAGAGUUUAGCUGGCGGUUUGGGUACUGGACCACAUGCAGUGCUUCCUGUGGGAACAAAGGCACUUGGCUGCGGACGAUUCGCUGUGUCACCCUGGAUGGAAAGGAUGUUCAGCCCACCAUGUGUCAGCACAUACCAAAACCCAUCACUUCCCCAGUCCCCUGCAACAGACAGGACUGCCCCCCCAGAUGGUCGGUAUCAGAGUGGUCAAAGUGCUCAGCGUUGUGUGGCGGAGGCUGGAGACAGAGGCAGCUGUCCUGUCAGCAGCUGGAUGCCAGAGGUACAGUGAGGACUCUGACAGCAGCGGCCUGUGAGAGGACGAGCCGGCCCACAGACACGGAGCAGUGCACUGCCAAUAACUGUCCAACCUGGGUAACCAGUGCAUGGGGAAAGUGUUCAGGGAGGUGUUUAGGCCCCACCACCACGGUACAGAAGAGAUCUGUCACCUGCCAACAUGCCAACGGCUCCUCAUACACAGACUGUGAUCUCAAGGACAGGCCUACAUCGGUACGCAACUGUUCCUCUAACCUGUGUGACGUCCAGUGGCGUCCCGGUGCGUGGCGGGCGUGCACUGUAGCCUGUGGGAGUGGCUUUCAGUCCCGCAGGGUGGACUGUGUUCACCGCAGGAGUGGCGGGACUCUGCCGGAGCAGCGCUGUGCCUGGCUCCAACGCCCCUCCGCCUGGCAGCACUGCAACACCACCAACUGCGGGAGUGAAUGCAAGGACACAACUCAGUACUGCAGCGUGGUGAAGAGGCUGAAGCUGUGCUACCUGGACAUGUACAAGCAGAGAUGCUGUGGCUCCUGUUCACAGGAUCCCGACUCCACCUAGUGGCAGCGAGCCGUUAUAACCACACUGCAUUUUGUAAAAACAGAUGAACUACAUGAAACGAACGAGCAAAAUACUGAAAGGACGCUGUCUAUGAGUGGAAGCUUCAAAAUGCGCAUAUUUAAACAGGAAAAGCUUCAGUCCAAUUAUUUCACUUCCUAAAAGGAACCUGAACAGAGCCUUCAAAGGCCGUAAGGAUAAAGGGGCUUUACUUUCUGAAUUUGGACCCAAAACUCCUAAUAUGAAGACAAGUGUAGUGGAGUUUUUUGGACUUUCCUUCAAAAACGGAACAUUUACUUUACAAUGACAUUCAUUCAUUAUAUUCCUUCUUGGCAGCGCAGCCAAAAAGAAAUGUAACAAGGUUUAUUGUAGAACGCGUACCACUACUCUCCUGUAAAGAAGACUUAGACUGAGGUACUGGUUUGCAGAUAUACAUCCGCCAGUCAUGUAAAUUGAGUCGAAUCAGCAACUACAUAAAAAGCCUACAAACCUUGUAGCCCUACUUUUACAUACACAUUUCCUUCAAAUGUUCCUUUAUUUGUGGAAUUGUUCAAAAAUUGUUUUUAUGAAUUUUUUUAUAUAUAAAAUAUGAAAGCAAAAUUUGGGUUUAUUACAACUUGGGUCUAAUUUUCUUAGUUUUGACCAUCAUUUCUACAAUCUGAAUUGCUGAGAUCUGGCAACAGAGCAACAUUACUACACAAGAAGUCAGACAGCUUGUUAAAACCACUUUAUUUUGAGGUAAAAAGAUAGUGGUUAUGGCACAUGAACAAUGGAUGACCAAUGGUUAGAGGAUAGACAACAAAAAUACUUGAUUGAGGUUUAGGAAAGAUCAUGGUUACGUCGGGGUUAGGUUAAAGAGUCUCCAUUAACUAGGAGGUGUGGAAUAAGGAGCUUAAGCCAGUGUCAAGACCACCUAAACUGAGACCAAGUCUCUACCAAGACCAGAGUGUAUCAAGACCAACAAGAUCAAGACUUUGAGGGGUUGAGACCGAGUCAAGACCAACGCCAAGGCCGGUUGAGACCAAGUCAGGACCAAGACCAGACCAGUGUGAGUCCUACACCGCAUGACACGAUAAAAUGUUGAAAAUUAUAACCAUAGGCACUCCUCAUGUUGAUUUGAAAGAUUCAAAUUCCCAUAAAACACCCACAGAAAACACUGCAUUUGAAGCAGGAUGUUUUACAUCCAAUCACAGUAAUGAUAUUAACACACAAAGCAGACAAUACACAGGCGGGUAUGGUCUUAAAAUAAAAUCCAGAGUUCUCUUCAUCCAAGUAAAAAUGUGUUAAUUCCGAGACGAGACCUUCAAAAAGUGGUCACAAGACCCGUCUCAAGACCAAGACUGAAUUUGAGUACUACACUGGCUAAAGCACAGGUUAGCACAUGCUCACUCACCAUGUGGACCCCCUAUUCAGAAAGAGCCCUAAACCACUAAGAAGCAUGGUAGAGCAGAGAGAUGAAAGAAGCAGAAUCCAGGAGACUGUGAGGUUGGGGUUAGGGCAAACCAAUAGUUGAGGGCCAGAAAGAGAGUCCAAGAUCAAAAGAUGCAAAGCUGUUUUAAGAAGAAUCUGAUAAAGAUAAGAAGGAACUGGUGGUCAACAGAAUAUUAAUUCAGGGUGGGAUAAGCCAUUGAGAUGAAGAUGGUAAUGAAGGGUAACCUGUUGGUUAGGGGUUAGGGUCACAAACCUCACAUCUUUUGCAUGAAAGUCAGAUGUGCUUCACACCCAUCCACUGUAACCUCCACGCCCUUACUUUACUACAUUAACCAGUCCCUCCAGGAUUUCGAGGCCUUUUGUCGGAGUUUGUUGCAGCCCAAAAAUGCCUGAUUUUGUGGGAGCUUUUGUAAAAAAAAUUGCAAUGAAAGUUGCAAUGUCUUUUGUAUUUUUGUUGCAAUGAAGUUACAAGAGACAGUGAAAAUUGCAGAAAAAUAUUACUCUGGGCUGAGUUUUACUAGUAACCUUACCAAAAAUCCUUAGGAUGCUGCAACUGUUGGUAUUAUAUGAAAAUGGCUGGUGGAUUUAAGACAAAAUAAUUUAUUGAAUUAAUCAAAUUUGAACAUGUGUGUCAGUGAUCUUUACACUGUUAGUUAACUUCCUAUCCUAGCCUGGGACGCACAUUCAUUCGGUUUAAUAAAGGACUUGUUGGACUUUAACUUAUCAUUGCACUUACAAUAACAAGCGUAGCUGUCCUCAAUUUAGGUCACCCUGUACAUCUCAUCUCUGGUUUUUCCUGCAUCCACUGUGUGUGUGUGUGUGUGGGGGGGGUACUUAGCAGCAGCCCCGCCCGCUGCAGAGAGCCGACAGGAUUGAAACAGCAGGGCACCCAGAUAGCUCAGUUGGUAGAGUGGGCGCCCAUGUAUAGAGGUUUACUCCUCAACACAGCAGACCAGGGUUUGACUGCGACCCUUUGCUUUGCUUUGAUUGGUUAAAGUCACGGGAACCUCCGGUCAUUGGUCAAUUUUACAGAAAAGUUGCGGUGAUUGGUCAAAAUUGCGAGACACACCAAAUUCACGGCGAUUGUUACAAAUUGCCUGAAUUAUUGCAAUAUCAACAUCGCGAUAUAUUGGAGGGACUGAUUAAAGGGUAGUUUUUUUCAAUCUGGACCCUUUUUGUGUGUGUAGGUGACUGAUGGGAACACCAAUCUUUGACAUUGGUGCAAUAUUAAACAAGAUUGCUGCAGUCGGCAGCGACAAAACGAGAUACAAUGUAAGUUAUUGGGCAAUUGCGCAUCUUCAAUUUACAUCCACAUAAGUGCUGUUUUCCCACUGACAGGCUCCAAUUAAAAUUCUUAGUGUCUGACAACAUUAUGGAAAGGAUCCCUACAGAGAUAGACCUUUUUGUUAAAGAGUAAAACAUCCCUGAAAAGUAGAAGUCUAUUUUAAUAAACAGCAAUUUUAUUUUGUGAAAUACACUUCAUUCAAAGUCGACUGAAACUAAAUAAAUCAAAAGCCUAAGUCUUGUGCUUACUUUAUAAAAGCAAUGUCAGGAGAGAUAUAAAACAGGAUUAAGGAUCCAAAUUCUUAAAGACCAUUCACUUGAGUGAAGGUUCUGGUUUGUGAUUGUUGUCACAUGUCACUGAUGAGAAAAGAACUGCUGCUGUUGGAGCUCCAGUUGUGGGAGCAUGAAUUCAUAUGCACAUAUUCACCAACAUCACUUAGGAUGUUAAACGAUGACCAGAAGAAUAAAAGAAAUGACUUUGAUAUUAAAGACGAAGAACAGUUCAUUGAGGCAAACCUGACUCUAGACAGAGAGGCACCAGCACAACACUGAUUUUGACUGAUGGGUCUAUUCAUGUUACCUUUGUGUUGGUUAUCAUACUGAUGUGCUGCAUUGUAAAAUGUCUUGUAUAUACUGUGUUAUACAUAAGUGCAAUAUCGUAUAUUGAGUGUAUGUAGAUUGUGUGCAACUUUUAUUUUCUUACUUAUUCAUGUUGUCUUUUUAACAACUGUUAAAGAUCCUAGAGUAUAAAGCAUGUGUAUAUGUUGAUUGGGUGGUAUGUUUGCUACCACUCACCUGGUUUUAUUUGCAUGUGUUAAAGCGCAUCUCCAAUCUUUUAAACUCAACAAGCAAUUGUCAGCGUUGACCCCUGGCUAUACAGUAUAUCCCAUGUGGUGACGUUACACUGCUUGUGGACUUUUUGACUAAAAGAAUAUGAGGUAGAACGACAAAUCAUUAAAGUGCUUUAGAUAACAAGGCAAAGAAAUAAAGACAUUUGAUCUCUUCAUA
This is a messenger RNA of Etheostoma spectabile (orangethroat darter), 9321 nucleotides long. RefSeq names its product ADAMTS-like 3 (gene adamtsl3). Gene Ontology annotation, biological process: extracellular matrix organization. The transcript has 32 exons. Gene Ontology annotation, cellular component: extracellular matrix. The record is from RefSeq and is a predicted model, not a curated record. Lineage: Eukaryota; Metazoa; Chordata; Actinopteri; Perciformes; Percidae. The coding region runs from base 307 to 5601 and encodes 1764 amino acids.